Messenger RNA from Toxotes jaculatrix (banded archerfish), 1992 nucleotides. Its product is annotated as matrix metalloproteinase-17-like. The coding region runs from base 126 to 1916 and encodes 596 amino acids. Gene Ontology annotation, molecular function: zinc ion binding; metalloendopeptidase activity. The record is from RefSeq and is a predicted model, not a curated record. Gene Ontology annotation, cellular component: extracellular matrix. The transcript has 10 exons. Gene Ontology annotation, biological process: extracellular matrix organization; collagen catabolic process; proteolysis. NCBI's taxonomy places the organism in Eukaryota, Metazoa, Chordata, Actinopteri, Toxotidae.
GCUCAACAGUGAGGUAGACUUAUUCGGACACGUUUUACAGGAGUCUCGGCGUUUGAUUUAUCCCGUGGAUGCGGCUGUCGGGGUCGGUGUCUGAGCCCUGCAGGAUCAGCCUGUCAUAGGGCAACAUGGUUUCUCUGCUUCUUCACAAGUGGAUGAGGAAUAUUUCUCCGGAGAUGCUGCUGUUGGUGCCGAUAUUGUGGUUUUUACCUGUGAUCGGAGCGGCUCCUUCUCUGACUACCGAGCAGCUGGACAUGGGGGUGGACUGGCUGAGCAGGUUUGGCUACCUCCCACCCCCUGACCCAGUGACUGGGCAGCUUCAGACCAAGGAGGCCCUGACCAAGGCCAUCAAAGCCAUGCAGAAGUUUGGAGGGCUGAAGGAGACCGGAGUCUUAGACCAGGCCACGCUGGGUCUAAUGAAAACCCCCAGAUGUUCUCUGCCAGAUGUGUCCGAGGCUGAGGUGACAAUGGGCCGCAGGAAACGAGGCUUGAACCCUCAGAACAAAUGGAAUAAGAGGCAUCUAUCCUGGAGAGUGAGGACCUUUCCUAAGGAUUCGGCCUUACUGGGCAGGGACACUGUUCGAGCCCUGAUGUACUACGCCUUGAAGGUCUGGAGCGACAUCGCGCCACUUAACUUCCACGAGGUGGCCGGCAGUGAUGCCGACAUUCAAAUCGACUUCACUAAGGCCGACCAUAACGAUGGAUAUCCCUUUGACGGGCCAGGGGGCACCGUGGCGCACGCUUUUUUCCCUGGAGAGAGAUUCACUGCUGGGGAUACACACUUUGAUGAUGAUGAGGCGUGGACCUUCAGAUCACCAGACUCCCACGGGAUGGAUCUGUUUGCAGUUGCAGUCCAUGAGUUCGGUCACGCCAUCGGCCUGGUCCACACCUCAGCCAUGGAGUCCAUCAUGAGACCGUACUACCAGGGUCCCGUAGGAGACCCACUGAAAUACGACUUACCCUAUGAAGACAAGGUCCGCGUCUGGCAACUCUACGGUGUCAGAGACUCAGUGUCCCACACCAAUCGACCAGGCAACCCCUCCCAGACAGCUGAACCUCCCGUCCUGCUGGACCUGCCUGAAAACAGAUCCACUCUCUUGCUGGCACGAGAUGCCCCAGACAGAUGCACCAGUCACUUUGAUGCCGUGGCCCAAAUACGAGGGGAGGCCUUCUUUUUCAAAGGGAAGUACUUCUGGCGACUAACUCGAGAGAAGCACCUGGUGUCUCUUCGUCCGGCUCAGAUCCAUCGCUUCUGGAGGGGCCUCCCGCAGAAUCUGGACAGUGUGGAUGCUGUGUAUGAGAGGCCUGGGGACCACAAAAUUGUAUUUUUUAAAGGUCUAAAAUACUGGGUGUUUAAAGACAAUAUUGUGGAAGAAGGUUACCCUCGUCCAAUCAGUGACUUUGGCCUGCCCUUGGAAGGAGUGGAUGCAGCUUUUGUUUGGCUACACAACGACAAAACCUACUUCUUCAAGGACAACCACUACUGGCGCUACGACGACCACCUGAGGCAUAUGGACCUGGGCUACCCUAAAGACAGCACGCUUUGGAAGGGCCUGCCACCACACCUGGACGAUGCCAUGAGGUGGUCUGAUGGCUCGUCCUAUUUUUUCAAGGGGAAGGAGUAUUGGCGAGUGCCAGGUAGCGACAUGGAGGUGGAGGCGGGAUACCCCCGUCUCAUCGCUAAGGACUGGCUGCUGUGCACCGAGAUGCAGUCGGACUCUCCGGACGCAGAGCCCAAAAGCACGGAGACGAGAGUCAACGUGCACCAUCACCCAGACCACGCAGAGAAUGGAUACGAGGUGUGCUCCUGCACCUCUGACACAGCCUCGCCUUUGGGCGCCCGCCCCUCCCCAUCUCCCAUCUGGCUGCUCCCACCUCUCUGGACGAUCUCAGUGGCCCUCCGCUCUGAACUGCUAUGAUGCCAAAGCAUGGGACAAAGUUCUCAAGCUGAGUGCAGGAGACAGACUCACUAGCGAAGGGCCAGAGGACACUAAA